CUCGGGGACUCCACUACAACGCUGGUUUUUCUGUUGAUUGCUGCUUCAACACCUCUCUCUCUCUCUCUCUCUACCGUCGUGACUCACGCCGUGAAUCUGAGCUGCCUUUCGGAUCUGAAGUAUUGAUUCCGAGGUAAGUGCUAAAUAAGCACAUUAACAUGGAGGAACAGAGGGCGGAAACACCAGUUCCGGUAGGAAACCCAGAUGGAUCUGAUAUUAACUCCUCUAGCUCAGAUUCUGUGUCCCGGGUGAGGAAUUUGUUGUUUCGUCGAAUGCUGGUGGGGAUUAAAGAUGGCCGGUUUUUCUUGGGUGCAUUCCACUGCAUUGACAAGCAAGGGAACAUUAUUCUUCAAGAUGCAGUUGAGUAUCGCAGCACUCGACGCUCUUCUCCCUCUCCAAUGGAACAGCGUUGCCUGGGUUUAAUUCUCAUACCUUCAUCUUGUCGCACCUCUUGCCAUGUGGAUUGCUCUAUAGAGGAACAGUUGUUGCUGCUUUCACUAAAUCAAUAGAGACCAGCUAUUUUGGAAAUGGAGGUCCUUGUAGAUAGGGGAGAACAGGAGUUGUUGCGUAUCGUAGCUUAGCAAAGACAAGCGUAGAUGUAACCAUUGUUUGAAGAAGGCAUGGUGGUUGGAACUCUAUUACAGGCAGAGGUUUCAUGGGUGCUCCGCUCCCGCUCCUGCUCCCUGUUCCUUAUAUGGUCGGUGCCUGGACUUGGUGAAAUAUGGCCAUCAUCAACAUUCUAUUGUCAAAAUGAGGGGAAAAAAGUCCAGUCGGUUUGACUUUGACAGUCACAAUUUCCUACUGAUUUUGUUGAGGAAGGGGAUUUCUCUCUGAUGUUCGUAUCUUUUGAUGAAUUCAUUUGCUUUACCUCUCAGGCUUGGCAUAUCAUGUUAAUUUUAUGUCGUUAUGAUAGUCAACCAAUUUGCCAAAACUAUCAGUGGGGCUGUCUUUCUUUUUCAUUUCCAUUGCCAAUAAAGUUUUUGACUUUGACAGCA
Molecule: messenger RNA, 995 nt
Organism: Rhodamnia argentea
Lineage: Eukaryota; Viridiplantae; Streptophyta; Magnoliopsida; Myrtales; Myrtaceae
Exons: 2
Coding region: 159-509 (116 amino acids)
Cellular component (GO): NatC complex
Source: RefSeq, a predicted model, not a curated record